AUGAAUUCCCUCUCAAGAUUUCAUGUCUUUCCUAGACUCCCAAAUGAAGUCAAGGAGUACAUUUGGCAAGAUUUCAUUCUCGAUGCCAACCAGGACCGCCUUGUUGUUCUUAGCCAACCAAGCGAGGAAAUCAUGCCUACUCGUUUUCUGUCGUCUUCGCCUUUUUGUAUCAAUCGCCAAAGCCGUACCGUUUUCAAGCGUCUCUAUCCUGUGAAACGACCAGUAUUCCGUACUUAUGAACAUGCUACAUUUGCAGACGACAUAGAUCCGGCCACCGACACAGAAAGUGACUCUAGCUUUACAUCCCAUUUGACCGGGAUAACGGAUAUGGAGAACACUGAACUAUGUGGAGAUCUCUAUCUUAGCCUAGAGCGUGACCUCUUUCUCGUCGUGGGUUACUCUCGAACUUGGUGCGAUGUACAUAAUCAUACCGAUUACAGAGGAAGCAGCGCGCCUUACUGCAUGUCUCCCCCGUUGGAGCUCUCUCAAUCGAGACAAUUGAAGCACCUCAUGGAAAUUGUACGGGUUCACCGAUGGGAGAUAGCAUAUGAUCCCACUGUAAUUCGCCAUCUAGGAAGGCGCAAUAACCACAGAUACGGCGCAUGGAGAUUUGAGGAGGUUCAAACCUGUCAACACAUAUACUGGAACCACUUAACCGAUCCAAAUGAUCUAAUGAGCGAAGUCAUCCUUCUUCCCGGGUCUGAAUUGUUGGAGAAAUGGGAGGCCCAAACUAUCUUCUACGAUAAGAAAAUGCUAUGUAACCAACGCAAAUUCUAA
Messenger RNA from Hypoxylon fragiforme, 777 nucleotides. RefSeq lists its product as uncharacterized. The record is from RefSeq and is a predicted model, not a curated record. The transcript is spliced from 2 exons. Lineage: Eukaryota; Fungi; Ascomycota; Sordariomycetes; Xylariales; Hypoxylaceae. Bases 1 to 777 code for a protein of 258 amino acids.